CACGAACACACACAAACACACCCUCACCCUCACUCACUGAGCUGCUCUCUCAUCCGCCGGCCCGAGACGCUGCUCAGCGAAUCAAGCAGCGCGGAGGGGAAGAGGAACGCGGAGCGACGGAGAUGGCGAGCAUCACCAACAUGGGGCAGAGACCGCUGCUGCUGCUGCUGCUGCCGGGGCUGCUGUGGCUGCUCCUGGCCGUCCACACCGCCAGCGUCCGCUGCCUGAACGGCGACGAGGACCAGAACCAGGACAGCGAGUGCAAGAUGAAGAGCGUCACCGUGUCGGCGCUGCCUUUCCUGCGGGAGAACGACCUGAGCAUCAUGCACAGUCCGUCGGCCUCCGAGCCCAAGCUGCUGUUCUCCGUGCGGAACGAUUUUCCCGGGGACGUCGUGGUGGUGGACGACCUGGAGAACACCGAGCUGCCCUUCUUCGUCCUGGAGAUCUCCGGGAACUCAGAAGACAUCCCUCUGGUGCGCUGGAGGCAGCAGUGGCUGGAGAAUGGCACUCUGCUCUUCCACAUCCACCACCAGGACGGCAGCCUGAACCUCCCAGAACCGACAGUAGACCCCGCCAGCGACUCUGCCAAGGAGGAGCUGCGCAUCCUGCACAUCUCCGUCAUGGGCGGGAUGAUCGCCCUUCUGCUGUCCAUCCUGUGUCUGGUCCUGAUCCUCUACACCCGCAGGCGCUGGUGUAAACGCCGCCGCAUCCCUCAGCCCCAGAAGAGUGCCAGUGCUGAGGCGGCUAAUGAGAUCCACUACAUCCCCUCGGUGCUGAUGGGAGGCCAGGCCCGGGAAAGCUUGAGGAACUCCCGGGGUCAGGGGCCAAACUCCAGCGGCACUCUCAGCAUCCGGGAGACUCCGAUUCUCGACGGGUACAAGUAUGAGUACGACAUCACCGACCUGCGUCACCAUCUGCAGCGGGAAUGCAUGAACGGCGGUGAGGAAUUUGCCAGCCAAGUAACCCGCACCCUGGACUCCCUCCAGGGCUGUAAUGACAAGAACAAUAUGGACCUUACGCCUGUGAGUGAUAACACCAAGCUGGCUCUGAUGAACAAAUACAAGGACAACAUCAUCGCCACGAGUCCCAUCGACAGCAACCACCAGCAGAACACCUUGCUGCCACACAACACCUCCACCAGCCAGCGCAAGCGUCUCUCCAGCAACACCCGCGCGGGUUCAACUUUCUUGAACCCAGACGGGGACUCUGGGACGGAGGCCGACAGCGAGCCUCAGCUGGCCUUUUACACCGACCCAAACCGCAGUCGCCGCCGGACUCGAGGUAUGAGAAAUGGUAACGCCAACAGCGCGUGGGGCUCAGGGGCAGGUUCCCCACGAAGCCCCAUCAAUAAGACCACCCUGACUCUGAUCAGUGUCAUCAGCUGUGUGAUUGGCUUGGUUUACUCCUCUCACCUCUCCUGCAGCAUUUCAGUCCGAGUGGUCCUCCAUGUGCCGGAGCACCUCAUCGCCGAUGGAUCGAGGUUCAUUUUGCUGCAGGGGAGCCAGUUGGACGCCUCCGACUGGCUGAACCCUGCCCAGAUCUUGUUGUACUACCAGCAGAACGCCAGCGGGCCCUGGGUCAACGAGCUGUGUGGACGACGCCUCCUGGACCCCUGUGAGCACCAGUGUGACCAAGACACAGGAGACUGCCUCUGCCUGGACGGCUACAUGAAGGACCCAGUCCACAAGCACCUCUGCAUCCGCAGUGAGUGGGGGCCCAACCAGGGUCCCUGGCCUUACACUAUCUUCCAACGCGGUUUUGAUCUUGUGAUGGGAGAACAACCCUCUGAUCGCAUUUUCAGGUUCACAUACACCUUAGGAGAGGGAAUGUGGCUGCCAUUGAGUAAAAGCUUUGUCAUCCCCCCUGCCGAGCUUGCCAUCAACCCCUCAGCCAAGUGCAAGACGGACAUGACGGUCAUGGAGGACGCGGUGGACGUACGGGAGGAGUUGAUGAUCAGUUCAUCCUUUGAUUCAUUGGAGGUUCUGCUGGACUCGUUUGGACCCGUCAGAGACUGCACCAAAGACAACGGAGGCUGCAGCCGCAACUUCCGCUGCAUAUCUGACAGAAAGCUGGACUCCACUGGAUGUGUGUGCCCUCCGGGGUUGAGUCCUAUGAAGGAUGGGUCCGGGUGCUACGACCACCACAUCGGCAUCGACUGCUCCGACGGUUUCAAUGGCGGCUGCGAGCAGCUGUGUCUCCAGCAGCUGGCCCCUCUGGAGGAUGACCCGACCCUUUACAACAUCCAGAUGUUCUGUGGGUGCAUCGAGGACUACAAGCGUGGUCCAGAUGGAAGGUCGUGCCUGCCGCUGUCUGAGGCCUGCACUGAGGGGAUCGACUGUGGGGAAGCGCUGGACAUUCCCGCUAACCAGACGGUGUUUGGAGACCUUUUCUAUGGAUACAACAACCACAGCAAGGAGAGCACAUCCGGACAGAUCCUCAAGGCCACGUUCAGGCAGAAGAACUUCGCCCGAGGCAUCGAGCAGCAGCUCCCAGACGGCAUGGUGGUGGCAUCGGUGCCAACUGAGGUUCAGUGCCACGAGGAGCUGUCAGACCCCGUGCCCGACCCAGAAUACCUCACAGGUAUGGUGAACUACAGUGAGGUGUCUGGCUACCCCCUUGUCCAGCACUGGAGUCUCCGCUCUGUGCUCUACCACGUCAAACUCAAUCAGUGGGUCCUCUCUCAAGCCUUCAGCUCAGCCAUCCAUUCUCUGGACGGGGCGACGCAGCGGAGUGACUUUGUCUCCAUCCUCAGGGAGUUUGGGAACCACUACGUACAGGAGGCAGUGUACGGCUUCCAGGAGUCCUGCACCAUCUGGUACCCCAACAAGCAGGUCCAGAGGCAGCUGUGGCUGGAGUACCAGGAUAUUAGCAAAGGGAACUCGCCUUCAGAGGAGUCAGAAGAGCGUGACAAGGAGCCCAGGACGCUGACCUAUCCUGCAUAUGUCGCCAGCCUGCUGGACACAGGUGCAAAGCGGAUGGCAGCCGGUGUCCGGAUGGACUGUACCAGCCAGGGCCAAUGCCCCCGCUCGUGCCACCUCUGCCACAUGAGCCCGAGGGCGGCACAGGGGCGGCAGCAGUCUGAGCCCGUUCUGCUGCAGAUUACGAAGUCUGCACCCAUCUACGAAUUAGUGUCCAACAAUGAGACAUACCAGUCUCUUCAGGAGGCAAUGAUGAGCAUGCUGUGGUGUUCAGGGAAGGGCAACGUUAUCGAUGACUGGUGUCGCUGUGAUUCCAGCGCUUUUGGCACAGACGGACUGCCCACCUGUGCCCCACUUCCCCACCCAAUGCUGAAGCUGUCGUACACCUACGAGCCCAGCAGCUCAUUGGUCAUCCUGGAGUGGAACCACACGGAGCCGCCAAUCGGUGUCCGCAUCGUCGAUUACCUCAUCAGCCAGGAGAAGGUGACCGAGAGGACCGACCACUCCAAAGUUGAGACAGAAACCUUACUGAGCUUUGUGGACGACAUCUUGUCUGGGGCCAGGUCUCCAUGUGUGAUGCUGGGGGACAUCCCCAACCUGCUGUCCUCUUCAGUCAGUAUGAUCAUUCGCUGCCUGGAACCUGACACCACGUACAUGUUCCGGCUGUGGGCAGUAGACAACACAGGGCGCCGUUCCAGUCCCAGUGAGGUCACCAUCAAAACUCCGUGUCCAACUGUGGAUGACGUCAAAGCUCAAGAAAUAGCCGACAAGAUCUAUAACCUGUUCAACGGCUACACCAGUGGGAAGGAGCAGCAGACGGCCUACAACACUCUGAUGGACCUGGGCGCCCCCACGCUGCACCGUGUGCUCUACCACUACAACCAGCGCUACGAGAGCUUCGGUGAAUUCACCUGGAGGUGCGAGGACGAGCUGGGACCCAGGAAGGCCAACCUCAUCCUCUCCCAGCUAGAGGAGCUCUCCCACUGGUGUAAGGGUCUUCUCCAGGAGCCGAAGAUCGGCCUUCGCAGGAUGUCCCUCAAAUUCCUGUCCUGCCGCUACACCGACACCAAGGCCUUCGGGCUGAACUGGGCGGACAUGGGCCAGGACGUGCACAAGGCCUGCGACGAGCAGACGCUCACUGUCAUGUAUAACGACUACGGUGAGCCCAAGGAGCUGUAAAGGUGUUGGGAGGGUUCAGUUUGGAUGUGCACAGGAAUCCAGGAGAUCUGUUGAACCCAACAAAGAAACAAAUAAAAUGCAGGUUUUACUCAUAUUUCUAUUAGGUUUAUGCAAAGAUAUGUGUUUUUAUUGUGUCAUAAGCAAAUACUAAACAUUAUUUGAAAUGUUCUUUAUUCUGUUAGACUUUACCACAUUAUUGAUGGAUGUAUUCAAAAGUAUAAUCAGAGCUUCAAAGUAGCAGGUGGGCAAAUAAUGAUUUUACAAAAUCAAUUUAUCUUUUUGAAAGGAUAAAAAAACGCAACGACUUCCUGCUGAUGCUUCACAUUAAAAAACCUUUGUUUCAAUUUCCUCUUCAUCUCUGAUUGGUCCUUCCUGCUGUUUAACACUGUCUGCAUUAAAAUGACACAUAUGCUCUUUGUUAUGCAUCGAUCAUUGUGUGGACUUGAGAACCACUGGGAGUCUGAGAAAAGAAGUGAAGCAAUCAAAGCUUUAACUGUGAAGCCUAGUAAGAGCCUAGACUCUGUAUAGAUAUGAAUACGGAUAUUAUUCAAUCAAUAGAUAAAUAAUCUUAAAAUACAUAUAUGGGUUAAGAAAGUACACAAAAAUGUGUCAAUGGAGGCUGUGCAAAAAAAAUACAAUUAAGAAAUAUAAAAGGAAUUUUACAUUCUGUUUUGUUUGCCUUUGAAUGCACAUAUCUGAGUGGAACCUGACGUGCAUUCUACUUCACUUUGUUUCUUUGCUGGAUGAAACAUUCUCCAUCUUGAACCUUUGAUACUGAGGGAGAACAUGUUUUGCUUUUUUACUCUUUGUUGAAAUAACGUGACAUUUACAUUUUGUAGAUUAAAUUGAAUAGUCCUUUUUUUUGGCUUCUUCAUUGACAGAUAAAAAAAAGUUGGAUGUGAGACAAAGUCUUAAAAGGCAAGUUUUGAUAUCAAACUGAUCGAUAGUGAUGGUGACGUCCUAAGGGCCCCACAUCCACCUAUACAGCCUGGAUAGAGUUAGCUGCUUCUUGGACCUGUCUCACGAUCUAAAUCAGCACUUUGGUUUCUUUGAUCAUUUUACAUGAGUGAUGGACCCAGGGUAGAAGGGAUGCUGUAACAGAUUUUACAGUUAUAACUCAUCGUAGCUGCGUCUUCACCUGUACAUUCCAACCAUUGUUAAAUAUCUUAGUGGUUCACAGCUUCUGGUGCUCGUCGUGUGCGUGUCUUGUGAAUAACUGCAACACGCGGGGCCGCCGAACACGUGGGCUGAAAAUCCAUUUCACAUUGCUGUUUUUUUCUUUUUCGGCGUGUGCUGCUUUGUUGUGUGGGGUCCCUAGGACGUGAAGACGUGCGGUUUUCCACCAUCACUUCCAUUACAAACCGGGUUUUGUGUUUUUUGUCACAAACGCUAACAGGGAAAGACACUGUAUAUAAGCAAUUGUAAUGUUGAGACAGCGGGAACAAAACCAGUAUUUUACAAUGUUACCAUGUUUCUAAGACACCUUAGCAGUUUAGGCUGAAGAGAUGUAAGUAGAAAGGUGAAAUAAAGAUAAAGCUAUGUAGAUAACAGACGAGGGAGUUACUCUAGUAGUAAAGACAUUCAAAAUAAACAAUGCGCUUUAUUAUUAUUAUACACUUUUAUUGAUAUACCCCGCUGAAUGUAGUGUUGAUUUGCAUUUGUAAAGGAAGCUGUUAUGAAGUUAGGAGUUCUACUAAACAACAGCUCAGUUCAUUACCUCUACACUUUUUAAUUUGUUAACAACAAUUUAAUUAAUUUGCCGGUAUUUCCCUUUUGAAUUUUGCAUUUUUCACAUCAUAACUAAUCCAACCAAUGAACUCUACUAUUAAAAGUGAUGAUUCUAUAUUGAACCUGCAAAUUAAGUGUCUUAAUGUUUUCAUCUGCUUCUCUAUGUUUAAACUCCAUGCAUUUAUUAGUUCGAAAAAUCUUUUUGACAUCUCCACUAAUACUGUGCGUUUAUUGUGAGUAUAUUAGUAUUAUUUAUUUAAUUUCACUCCAUCUGUUAUGUUUCUCUCUGUUGUUUUAUUACUGUGCUGUGGCCAUGUUGGAGAUUAAUGUCAAAGAAAUGCAAACACAUAUUAGCUGUUGAUUUCUUUUAACAAACCUCAUAUGUGAAUACUAAAAUAAAGGCUUGUAGAUUUUUGUAUAGGCAGUAUAGUAUUUCAUAAAAGCGUUGCAUUCUAGCACAGUACUGUGUUUGGAAGCAGGUGUUUUAUAUACGCCUGUUGUAUAAACAUGUACAACAGGUGGUGUUUUACAACAGUUACUUUACGUGUGCUUUAGUAGAUACAAUAUUGUACUGUAAUAUCUGCUGUGUAGCUUAGUCUUUGUAAUCAGAUCAAUCCACUGAUUCCAGUUUGAAAGUGAAGAGCAGGUUUUUUCCUUUCUCUCGUCUGAUUGUGAUCUAAAGAUGCUCUUCACUGGAUUUGUUCGUUCUGAACUGUUAUUGGUUGUUGGAAAGACGUGACGAAAAGACAAACAUGAUCUAAUUUGAUCGAACAAACUAGUAAAAUGAACCAAUAGAGUGGAAGUGAACAUGAAGUGAUUAGAUGGAGACCUCCUGACAUUUGAGAGAAAUUGAAAGCAACCCUCUACUAUCUGCAUGAUAUUAUUCUGUCUAUACUGAAUGUGGCAUCAUGACCUUAACUUUUUCACUUUGAUCUUUGGUACUUCAAAGAACAAUAAAGAAUAUAUUAUGGAA
Molecule: messenger RNA, 6798 nt
Organism: Hippoglossus stenolepis (Pacific halibut)
Lineage: Eukaryota; Metazoa; Chordata; Actinopteri; Pleuronectiformes; Pleuronectidae
Gene: astn1
Product: astrotactin 1
Exons: 24
Coding region: 123-4097 (1324 amino acids)
Biological process (GO): neuron migration; neuron cell-cell adhesion
Molecular function (GO): protein binding
Source: RefSeq, a predicted model, not a curated record